Messenger RNA from Schizophyllum commune H4-8, 1506 nucleotides. RefSeq lists its product as uncharacterized. Gene Ontology annotation, biological process: mRNA alternative polyadenylation. Gene Ontology annotation, cellular component: mRNA cleavage and polyadenylation specificity factor complex. The coding region runs from base 220 to 1227 and encodes 335 amino acids. Lineage: Eukaryota; Fungi; Basidiomycota; Agaricomycetes; Agaricales; Schizophyllaceae. The transcript is spliced from 8 exons. Gene Ontology annotation, molecular function: mRNA binding. The record is from RefSeq and is a predicted model, not a curated record.
UCCGGCUUGUUCUCAACGUCCAUCUGCCCGGGCAUCCCCUCAAAAAAUCGCGUAUAGCUCUGCAUUGUUGUCCCCCGAAGCCCUGUGAUCGCUGUCUUACCCUAAUUCCUGUGUAUUGUCUCAAUCUGUACAAGCGCCAUCCUGUGUAUCAUAACCUGCAUAACAAGACCUUUGACCAUUCGCAAGUCCCAGCUAGCUUAAGCGCCCAGCAUCCCCACCAUGCCUUCAGACGACUUCGAUAUAUAUGGGGAGGACAUCAGUUACAGCGUCCACCAGCCCGAGAACAACGACGUGGACCAGUUCGCGAUGAAGGAAGAGCAGCAAGUGCAAUCGGUCGUCAAUGACACGCCCCCCAAGACGGGCGAGAAGCGGCCUCGCGAGGACGAAAGCGCCGCAAACAACCAGCCCGACGAGCAGCAAUCUGUCAAGCGCGAACAGACCCCCCAGCAGAUCCCCAGCGGCGUCCAGACGUCGAAUACCCCCAGCCAGAUCCCCGGCAUGGGCAAUAAUUCAGGAGGGGGCAUGAACGAUGCGCUCUACAUCGGAGACCUACAAUGGUGGACGACGGACGAGGACCUGCGCCAGGUCGCGCUCAACGUUGGUGUGAACAUUGACCACAAGUACAUCACCUUCUCGGAGCACAAGGUCAACGGGAAGAGCAAAGGGAUCGCAUACAUCGAGUGUGGAAGCCACGAGAACGCUGCAGCUAUCAAGAACUGGUUCGACAACAACGACUUCCAGAACCGGCGCGCCAAUGCGUCCUUCACCUCUUCUGCGCAAGGCAACCCAUUCCGCACCCUUCCCAAAGAGCCUCCCCCGCGCGAGCUCCGCCAAGGCGGCGUUCGUGGCAACUUCCGCGGCGGCAACAUGGGUGGCGCGAACAUGCGCGGCAACAUGAUGCGCGGCGGCAUGGUCGCGCCCAACAUGCCUCCCGUCGGCGGGAUGGCGCCCAUGGGCAUGCCCCCCAUGAACAUGAUGGCCAACAUGAUGGGCAUGGCGAACAUGAUGGGCAUGGGCGGCGGGUUUAACGGGCGCGGGGGCAUGGGCGGGCGCGGCGGCGGCAUGAUGGGUCGCGGGGGCAUGAUGGGCGGCGGCAUGGGUGGUGCUAUGGGCCGGGGCGGCUUUGGCAUGCAGGGGCACUUCAAUCCGGCGUUCAUGGGUGGCGCUGCGGCGAACGCAGGGAACAACGCCGACGGGCCGAGGAAACGCUUCAAGAUGGAGCAGUAGGCUAGUGUGCGGCGGGAUAGUAUAUCCACUGGCGUACUGGGCCGUCGACCAGCGGCCAUGUACCUGCGGGGCAAAACCUUUCAAGAUGGACGGGAAGGGACGCGCUGCAGAAUGGAUCAAUAGGAAGGGUCUAGAGGGAAGUAAAAUGAAAGGACAUCUCGUUGCGUUAUCUAUCGUCUAUUCAAUGUUGUUUUCUGUACUUAUUUGCUGUCUCAUGGGGUCCGUACACGGAUUCCAGAAUGAAUCUCGAAGGACACGAACAACUGCGUUUCUCGCCCG